Messenger RNA from Suillus paluster, 681 nucleotides. RefSeq lists its product as uncharacterized. The transcript is spliced from 8 exons. Bases 1 to 681 code for a protein of 226 amino acids. The record is from RefSeq and is a predicted model, not a curated record. Lineage: Eukaryota; Fungi; Basidiomycota; Agaricomycetes; Boletales; Suillaceae.
AUGGAGGAGGUUGAAAUUUUGAAGCAGGACAAAGCGACAAAGCAAAGGAAAACCACCUAUUAUGUCUCGCAGGGACGAGCAAUUUGUCAAAUGGUUACUCUUUACAUUCCCAUAGAGGAUAUCAUUACCGAAAAUGAUCGGCAUUGUGAAAAUGGAAACAGCAGCUCCACUCUUGAGCAAGUAUUCAGACAAGAUCGCUUUCAAUGUGGCUAUGUUGAGCUCAUCAAGGUACUGCCAUGGUUUCAUGAUAAGCUGGCAAGUCUUGACCUCAAAGAGUCAGAGGAAAUGCUCAGAAAGCUCAAGCGAGGCAUUGACUCAGCUUGUGGUGACAAUACGGGAACUCUCAAAGAGCUUGUGGCCUCAUGGGUCAAUGUUGAGUGUCAUCUGCCUUCGCUCAUCAGGACCCACGAUAAGCACAGUCAAGGUUUUAAUGGUGCUGGGAGGACCCAGUUAUCAGGGCUGGCAUUCGUGAUCGUACAACUGCCUUCAUUGGUUCUGAAAAUUCUUGGCCAUCAUUUAUGUAUGAAAACUAUAAAGCAGGACACCACAAAUCUGGAGCGCAGUCUAUUCAAGUCAAAGCUGUUAGUUAUGGGGUUCAAGGCCAUUUUUAUUUCCCCCUCCUCUGCCAAUGAAGUGGAUGGUGAUGGCAAUGGCACUGAUAUCAUUAUAUUCGCUAGCUAG